AUGGCGAGCCCUACCGAGCUCCACCCUCACAGCCCUCAAAGCUUGCUCCCUCUCUUAGCUCUCUACCUCCCUUACAGUCUCCCAAUAUACAGCAGCAUCACAUGUGGGCCUCUAGUCUCUCCGACAGCUGCAUCACCGGAUGAUCAAGAUUCGGCGCAUGACAGCCCAUGGGAUUGGGCAUGGGCGACGUUCUCACCUUCCCAACUCGAGUGCACCGAUGUGAAGAAAGGUCGACCCGGAGCUGAGGAGACCUUGGGGAUCUUUGCAUGUCUUGUUCAAUGUGCUGGACACGGUAAAAUUCAGACUAGGGCCUUCUGUAAUGUGGAGGCGGAUGUCGAGGAUCCAAAUGUGUCUGAGGGACAACGUGAAUCAAGGAAGGACAAGGGUUUGAGCGUGUCGCAAGAUCUUGCACAGAGGUAUGUCGAGAUCUGCCCUGAUCUGCUCUUGUUGGGUGCGACGCACGAAUGGUGGACUCGGGGCGUCCAUGAAGCUCUCGGUAAAGAGGUCGUCAAUGGCAUGGCGGAUCUAUGGAUCGAACCGGAGCAGAAUCCUCAAGCGUCAUCCUCGUCCGCGGAGUCGUCAAUGGUCGAACUGCAAAGGGAGAGAUUGCUGGACGACGGCAGUCAGUAUAUCGUUGAGGAGGCCACGGAUGAAGAUUGUCAAUUGAUUCAAGAGAAGAGGGAUAUACAAGUACCUCUACCGUAUUACCUUGAGCGUAAACGGUGUAUCACAGCCAUCAGGCAUGUUCUGUGCUCCAGUCCCAAGGGCACAGACUUGGCCGGCACGGCAUCCACGGCCGAUCCAGCCGAAACCACUGGAGGAAGAGACGGUAAGACUGCCAGCUCGUUGGUGUCUAAGGCGAACAAGGCGGAAACCGUUGCACUCAUCAUGACUCACGCGGCUGGCGACCAGGGAGCCCUAUACGUUCAUCCAGAGCAUCGUCGACGGGGAUUGGCGAAAUGGAUCGUUCAGGCUAAUCUGGCCAGAGAACGGAAGCGAAGCGGCGGCCAAGUCAGAGGUCAUGUUUGGGUCAUGAGGGGAAACGAGGCGUCUGAAGCAUUAUGGAGAUCGAUGGGAUGGAAAAAGUACUGGGCGGGUCAGUGGAUCGUUUUGAGGGCGGAGGGUAUUGAAUGA
Molecule: messenger RNA, 1134 nt
Organism: Kockovaella imperatae
Lineage: Eukaryota; Fungi; Basidiomycota; Tremellomycetes; Tremellales; Cuniculitremaceae
Exons: 2
Coding region: 1-1134 (377 amino acids)
Molecular function (GO): acyltransferase activity, transferring groups other than amino-acyl groups
Source: RefSeq, a predicted model, not a curated record